Molecule: messenger RNA, 2145 nt
Organism: Alternaria atra
Lineage: Eukaryota; Fungi; Ascomycota; Dothideomycetes; Pleosporales; Pleosporaceae
Exons: 3
Coding region: 1-2145 (714 amino acids)
Biological process (GO): vesicle-mediated transport; intracellular protein transport
Cellular component (GO): membrane coat
Molecular function (GO): clathrin binding
Source: RefSeq, a predicted model, not a curated record
AUGAUGUUCCUUCCAUACACCUUUGACAACGCGCGCUUACAAUACCUUCGUACUCCACAGGGCAAAGUCGCGGAACUACGUAUCGAACUGAACAAUGGCAACAAGAAGGACAAGAACUUCUCUGCGAAGAAGACAGCCCUCAAGAAGAUUGUCGCCAACAUGACCAUGAGCAACAAUGACAUGGUAGCACUAUUCAUGGACAUUGUGGGCUGCAUGCACAUUCCAAGCUUGGAGAUCAAGAAGAUGUGCUUCCUGUAUCUCGUCAACUAUGCCAGGAUAAAACCCGACAUUGCGCUCAAAGCACUACCCAUCAUACAGGAAGACAUGCACGACAACAACCCCUUAGUACGAGCCCUCGCCCUACGGACCAUGUCCUACGUUCACGUCCGAGAGUUCGUCGAAGCGACCGUACCACACCUGAAGAACCUCUUGAAGGACUCAGAUCCAUACGUCCGAAAGACGGCAGCUUUCUGCGUAGCGAAGCUCUACGAUCACGACCGACACCUGGUGGAACAAUCCGACCUAAUCGACAGGCUGAACGGCAUGUUACGAGACGAGAACCCCACAGUAGUGUCAAGUGCAUUGGCCGGCCUCAUGGAUAUCUGGGAGCGAAGUGAGAACAUCAAGCUCACCAUCGACUAUGCGAGUGCAUCGAAGAUUGUCCAGAUUCUGCCAGACUGCUCAGAGUGGGGUCAGACGUACAUCCUGGAAGCCAUGAUGAACUACGUCCCACAAGAUACCAGCGAAGCUGCGCUGCUUGCUGAGCGCAUUUCACCGCGCCUUUCCCAUUCGAAUUCUGCCGUCGUCCUUACCUGCAUUCGCGUUAUUCUCUACCUAAUGAACUACAUCAACGAUCCGAAAGUCGUCACUUCGCUGUGCAACAAGCUAUCACCACCGCUCGUCACACUUCUCUCCAAAGGACCCGAGAUCCAAUACCUAGCCCUUCGUAAUGCGCUUCUGAUUCUGCAACGCCGGCCAGAAGUACUGCGAAACGACAUUCGCGUCUUCUUCUGUAAAUACAACGACCCUAUCUAUGUCAAGGUCACAAAGCUUGAACUCAUCUUCAUGCUGGCGACUGAGAGGAACAUCAAGGAAGUGCUGACUGAGCUUUCCGAGUACGCUACUGAAAUCGAUGUCGACUUUGUGCGCAAGUCCGUACGAGCCAUUGGCAAACUCGCCAUCAAGAUUGCGCCAGCAGCACAACUGUGUAUUAGCACUCUUCUUUCGCUCGUUAGCACAAAGGUGUCUUAUAUUGUACAAGAAGCGACAGUCGUCAUUCGUAACAUUUUCCGAAAAUACCCCAAUCAAUACGAGUCGAUCAUCUCUACGUUGUGCGAAAACCUCGACUCGCUCGACGAACCAGAAGCGAAGGCAGCCAUGAUUUGGGUCAUUGGACAAUACGCGGACCGAAUAGAAGACUCCGACGUUCUUCUCGAAGACUUCCUUGACACAUUCCAAGAGGAGACACAUGAGGUGCAACUGGCACUGCUCACUGCUACUGUCAAGCUGUUCAUUCAAAGACCUACUCGCGGGUCCAGUCUGGUACCGAAGGUACUGAAGUGGGCGACUGAGGAAACAGACAACCCCGAUCUACGCGAUCGAGGUUACAUGUACUGGCGUCUCCUCUCCUCAGCACCUGAGCAAGCGAAGCAGGUCGUCAUGGGCGAGAAACCUCCCAUCACAGCUGAAGAAUCAGAGAAGCUUGACCCCGGUACUCUCGAAGAAAUGUGUCUCAACGUCGGCACGCUGGCCACAGUAUACCUAAAGCCAGUCAACCAGGUAUUCCGCAGUGCUCGCCCGCGUAAGCUACAAGACUCGCCUGCACUGCAAAAGCACGAACUACCAACUGUCAAAGCAGCACAACAAGCUCGCGAUCGCUCCGCCGCAGAACGCUCAAGACUUGACACUAGCACUACAAACGGUAAUGGUCACCUUUCGCCAACAUCCGCAAAUGGCAUGGCAAAUGCUGUCAGCGACGCGGAUAUGUACUUUGCUAGUGUAGGCAGGCAAAGUACUUUUGGUGGCAGCCCUGUUGCCGAUCAAAGCAGUGGUGCGGGAGGUGGAUGGGUGGUUAAUCAGAAUGAGCCGCAGCAUAUGGUCAUGAGUCCUGGGCCGAAUGACGGAAACCAGGACCUGCUACUUUGA